Molecule: messenger RNA, 1699 nt
Organism: Eucalyptus grandis
Lineage: Eukaryota; Viridiplantae; Streptophyta; Magnoliopsida; Myrtales; Myrtaceae
Product: peptide chain release factor PrfB1, chloroplastic
Exons: 6
Coding region: 144-1499 (451 amino acids)
Biological process (GO): translational termination
Cellular component (GO): cytoplasm
Molecular function (GO): translation release factor activity, codon specific
Source: RefSeq, a predicted model, not a curated record
GCCAAGAAACGAUGGAACGUCAUCACCGUCAUCGUCCCGACCCGGAAUCCAGACACGUAGAUCAGAUAGACGAAACCCAGAAGCAGAGAGACAGUUUCUAGUUCGCGUUUCGAGUUUCGGUCGGGUUCGUGGGGUUGAAAGAAAUGGAGGGUCUGUCUCUGGUCCGACCCUUGUGCUGCUCAAACGUGUCAUCCGUUUUUCCUCCGCGAGCACGACCCUUUCUUCCUCCCUUUCGUCUGCUUCGCCAACUUCGCGUGCCUUCUUCUUCUCGCUUCCGUUCGGUCGGGUCGGUCGUGUGCUCGGCCUCUAACGACCAGCUCAGCCAGAGCGUUGAAGCGGAUUCAAGUGAAUGGGCAAUGCAAGAUUUCUAUUCCUUGAGAAGAGAGGUGGAAGCCGCAUCGGCCCGGGUUGUGGAUAUACGGGCGUCCGCCGGUCUCCAGCAGUUGGAGAAAGAAUUGGCAGAUUUGGAGCUUAAAGCAUCUGAUGCCUCCUUUUGGGACGACCGUGCUAAAGCCCAGCAAACCCUCUUGGCAUUGACUGAUGUCAAAGACAAGAUCAGACUACUCUCUGACUUCAAAACACAGGUUGAAGAGGCAGAAACUGUAGUCAUGUUGACCGAAGAAAUGGACUCUAAAGAUACGGGACUUCUUGAAGAGGCUGCUGGUAUUAUCAAAGAACUGAACAAGGCAUUGGAUCGCUUUGAGUUAACUGAACUCCUCUCUGGUCCCUACGACAAAGAAGGUGCAGUUGUUAGUAUAACAGCUGGUGCAGGUGGUACUGAUGCACAGGAUUGGGCCGACAUGCUUCUCAGGAUGUAUGCGAGAUGGGGAGAGAAACAGAGAUAUAAAACAAGAGUUGUUGAGAAAUCCAUGGGAGAGGAAGCUGGGAUCAAGUCAGCAACUCUUGAAGUGGAAGGGCGCUAUGCAUAUGGAUAUUUAUCCGGUGAGAAGGGGACUCACAGGAUCGUCCGACAGUCUCCAUUCAAUGCAAAAGGUCUUCGUCAGACUAGCUUUUCUGGCGUUGAAGUCAUGCCUCUUCUUCCUGAAGAAUCUCUAAAUGUUGAAAUUCCUGAGGAAGAUUUGGAAAUUACUUUUUCAAGAGCAGGAGGGAAAGGUGGCCAGAAUGUGAACAAGGUAGAAACGGCGGUGCGGAUCACUCACAUUCCCACUGGGGUCACUCUUCGCUGCACAGAGGAGAGAUCCCAGCUAGCAAACAAGAUCAAAGCGCUCAGCCGACUGAAAGCAAAGCUACUUGUCAUAGCAGAAGAACAGAGAGCAUCUGAAAUCAAGCAGAUACGGGGAGAUGUUGUCAAGGCCGAGUGGGGCCAGCAGAUUCGAAACUAUGUAUUCCAUCCAUACAAACUCGUGAAGGAUGUGAGGACUGGAUACGAGACAUCGGAUAUCUCAUCUGUAAUGGACGGUGAGUUAGAUCCGUUCAUUAAAACAUACCUCAAAUACAAGUACAGUAUGUCACAGUCAGCUAUUGAAGCUGUUCAGUAGGCUGUUUUCACUAUGCCGCUCGAGUUGGCCAGUAGGGCGUAUACCAUUAUAUUUGUUGAAAAUGUAACGUAGCGAAUGAAGUUGGUCCAUAGGGUAUUCUUGAUAUGCGCUCCAUUUUUUCAAGAGGAGGGAUUUGUGUCAUGGAACUUUCCCCGCUAAGAAUGUAUAUAAUUUACAUCGGUCGAUACCUUCAUAGGAUC